Molecule: messenger RNA, 891 nt
Organism: Thamnophis sirtalis
Lineage: Eukaryota; Metazoa; Chordata; Lepidosauria; Squamata; Natricidae
Gene: LYG2
Product: lysozyme g2
Biological process (GO): peptidoglycan catabolic process; defense response to Gram-positive bacterium
Cellular component (GO): extracellular region
Molecular function (GO): lysozyme activity
Source: RefSeq, a predicted model, not a curated record
UGAAACUAUGUGCCCUUCUUUUCCUCAUUCAACACAGUAUUGAAAGUGACUGCAGACAACAGAUAAUCAUGGAAGCUCGUUCUUCUUAUGGUAACAUAAUGGAUGUGGAUACCACUGGAGCUUCUCUUGAAACUGGAAAACAAGAAGGCUUGCAGUUUGGGGGGGUUGAGGCUUCAAAAAUAAUUGCAAGGAGAGAUCUAAACAAUCUAGAGAAAUAUAAAAUGAAGAUUAAGCAUGUCAGCGAAAAAACAAAUAUUGAUGCAGCUGUGAUUGCUGCUAUAAUAUCUCGAGAAUCCCAUGCUGGAACUAUCCUACAAGAUGGCUGGGGUGACCAUGGAAAUGGAUUUGGAUUAAUGCAGGUGGAUAAAAGACAUCAUGUACCAGUUGGCACCUGGGACAGUGAGGAACACAUUACUCAGGGGAGUCUCAUUCUCAGAAGCAUGAUAGAAAAGAUUAAAGAAAAAUUUCCAUUAUGGACAAACGAACAGCAGUUCAAAGGUGGAAUUUCAGCCUACAAUGCAGGACCUAAAAAUGUCCAAAGCUAUGAGCGAAUGGAUAUAGGCACUACGAAGAAUGACUAUGCCAAUGAUGUUGUUGCAAGAGCCAAGUUUUACAAAACAAAUGGAUAUUAAAAGUCUAGAACAAAGAUGCUGUCAUUUCAGCCUUACCCAAAUUUUGUAUGUAACACUAGCAAGAUCUAUUCGUUAAAUUCUACAAAAAUAAAGUUGUGCCAAUUUCUGCAGAAAAUAAAGCUAUAUUGCUAUUUUAUGGUUGUAAUCAUACUUCAUGCAAGCAAGCUUGUAUUCCCAUUACGGGGCUUUCUUUCCUGAACGCCAUCACUCUGCUAAACAAAUAAUUCCCUCAACACUGUCAAAUUAUGCACUAUUAAUC